Molecule: messenger RNA, 1089 nt
Organism: Mytilinidion resinicola
Lineage: Eukaryota; Fungi; Ascomycota; Dothideomycetes; Mytilinidiales; Mytilinidiaceae
Exons: 2
Coding region: 1-1089 (362 amino acids)
Biological process (GO): methylation
Molecular function (GO): methyltransferase activity
Source: RefSeq, a predicted model, not a curated record
AUGCUCCAGGAUGCACUGAACAACACCUCCCAGAAGAAAAUAGACCAGUCGCAAUGCCCUCGCGACCGAGAGGCAGAACGUGCCAGCUCCAUGAUAACACAGUAUCUGCGGGAGAACGUCGCAGAGUUUCAACGACUGACCGAGCUUCGACAGCAGGGAUGGAGCAAUCCGAAAGGCGAUCGAUACUUCGAAAAACAACGCCACAAUGCCGACAACGCGGACAAGAAGAUGGCUCAAAUUUUCUACAAGAUGAUGAAAGAGAUCGGCCAAGAAAUGCACCGGUCAACCGGUGCUCUCGCAAUAACAAAGACGGCUGCGAACAGCCCGACCGUUCUGGACAUAUGUAUGGCCCCUGGCGGUUUUCUUGCAACAACGUUGGAUUUGAACCCUGGAGCCCACGCUCUGGGAUUCAGCUUGCCUGUUUCCGAGGGAGGACACAAGGUGCUCAUACACAGAGCUCCCAACGUAACGCUUAAAUCCCUUGACGUUACAAUGCUUGCUGCAGAUAUGGGCGUUACAGACUUCUCAGCAGAUCAUCCCGAAGCAAGGAAUUUGCUACCACAACAAUUCGACCCUGGACAACUCUUCGAUCUCGUCCUGUGCGACGGUCAGGUCCUCCGUACCCACGUCCGGGUCGCGCACCGAGAGAACCGACAAGCCUGCAGACUAACAGUCACCCAACUUGCCAUUGGGCUUGAGCGCGUCAAGGUUGGCGGGACUAUGGUCGUUCUUCUCCAUAAGGUUGAGGCCGCAUACACCGUUACCUUACUGUACAUGUUCAACAAGUUCUCUUCAAUCAAGCUCUUCAAGCCGGCAAGACACCAUGCCAAGCGCUCAUCCUUCUACAUGAUAGCUACCAAUAUUCAAAGCCAGCACUGCGAGGCUGUCCUAGCGGUGGAGAGGUGGAAGAGGCAGUGGAAAGCCGCAACGUUUGGAACGGAUGAAGAACACAAGGAAGAGCUUCGCGCGGUAUGUUUGAAUGCAGAGGAGGUACUGGGAGAGUUUGGGUCAGAGCUUGUGAGUUUGGGAAGGGAGGUAUGGGGAAUACAGGCGAGGGCACUGGAGAAGGCGCCGUUUAUUAAGAAAUGA